AUGGAUCUCAUCUUCAUUGAUGAAAAGGGUGCUAAGAUUCAAGGAGGUAUUAAAAGUCAUUUGAUACCUGUUUUUUAUGGACAAAUUCAAGAAGAUGUUGUUAUUCUGUCGAAAUUUGGUGUUGGUGAAAAUAAAGAUUUAUAUAAAGUUGUAGUACAUGACUAUAAAAUCAACUUUUAUCGAUGCACAAAUGUUACACCUGUGAGAGAUUGGCAAGGUGUUGAGUAUGGUUUCAACUUCAGAGCUUAUCAAGAUAUUCUUCAAGGAGAGGCGUUAAAAUCUUUGAGUGUUGAUGUUGCUGGAUCUGUUGCUUGGUGUGGAGAUCUUGAAUUCUUUGGUCGACCUCCAAAAGAAACUAAGAAGAUUACUUUCGAUAUUCAAGACUUGAUUUUUAACGAGUUCAUCUCUAAAACCCCAGCUCAUGAGCAUGUGAUGGUUGUUAUACAGCAUGGAAAGUGUAAGGAAUGGAAAGGUCAAUUUACAGUUCAAAGUGAUAAGUUUGCAACACGAAUGUUUCUGAAUGAAGAAAUCGAUGAAGUUAAUCAACUAAGGAGGAGUCUUAUACUGAAACAUGGACAAGGGAGUGGUUCUACUUCUCAAACAAUACUAUCGUCUCAGACUAUUUUUCCAUUGCAUAAAGAAUUUGUAACAGAUGGUGUGAAGAAACAUGUUGAUGAGAUUAGUGAGAUAGAAAAGGAAAUGUCUUGUGUUGUGGUUGCGACGAUAAAGAUUGUGCAAGAAGAGUAUGGUUGGUUUUAUCAUGCCUGUCGUAAGUGUUUCAAGAAGGUCAUAUCUAAAAGUGAAUACUUACAGAAUGUUGAAAAUGUUUCGGAUGAUAUUCUUCAAAUGCCUGCGACUUCUUUGGUUUGUCCCAAAUGUAGUAGUGAAUGUACAUCCAUCACCACAAAGUUCAAGGUGCAAGUCCGGGUGCAAGAUGAGACUGGUAGUGUUUCUUUUGUUAUGUUUGAUAGAGAUGUUCAGAAGAUUCUUGGAUUAGCUGCAAGUGAUAUAGGAGAAAGGCAGCUGAAGGCGAAUGAUACUGAAUCUUUCCCGCAUGAAAUAUCUCGAUUGGUUGAUAAGAAGGUCGCUUUUAAGAUUGAUGUUUCAGAAUUCAAUCUUAAAAAUGACUAUCAUGUGUAUACUGUGCAAAAAAACAUGUGA
This is a messenger RNA of Helianthus annuus (common sunflower), 1161 nucleotides long. Its product is annotated as replication protein A 70 kDa DNA-binding subunit A-like. The record is from RefSeq and is a predicted model, not a curated record. Lineage: Eukaryota; Viridiplantae; Streptophyta; Magnoliopsida; Asterales; Asteraceae. The coding region runs from base 1 to 1161 and encodes 386 amino acids. The transcript has 9 exons.